Molecule: messenger RNA, 1584 nt
Organism: Drosophila innubila
Lineage: Eukaryota; Metazoa; Arthropoda; Insecta; Diptera; Drosophilidae
Product: allantoinase
Exons: 4
Coding region: 10-1485 (491 amino acids)
Biological process (GO): allantoin catabolic process; purine nucleobase catabolic process
Cellular component (GO): cytoplasm
Molecular function (GO): allantoinase activity; zinc ion binding; cobalt ion binding
Source: RefSeq, a predicted model, not a curated record
UCGCUUCGAAUGGAUUUACUUUUUCUUAGCCGACGUAUUUUUUUGGGAGAUGGCAGCCAAGAGACGCCCCUCCAUGGAGGCAUCGUUGUGGACACCGAGGGCAUCAUUAGACGUGUGCUUCGGACACCACAGGAGGUGAACACAUAUCUAUAUAACACCGAAUCGGAGGCUGUCUAUGACUUUGGGGAUCUGUUGCUGAUGCCGGGACUGAUUGAUGCGAAUGUGCACAUUAAUGAGCCGGGACGCAAAGACUGGGAGGGAUUUGCAACAGCGACAAAAGCGGCAGCUGCCGGAGGCAUUACAACGAUUAUUGAUCGACCAACCAAUGCCACGCCCACCACGGUGAACGUGCAGGCGCUGAAGGCAAAGACUUCAAUAGCGCGAGGCAAGAUCUAUGUGGACGUGGGCUUCUGGGGUGGCCUUGUGCCCGGCAACAAGGAUCAGCUGGUGCCGCUACUCGCUGCCGGCGUCAUGGGACUACAGUGCACACUCUGUGGCAGCGCUCCGCCUGUCGGUGAGGAGUUUGCGGCUGUCAACGAGGCACAGUUGAUGGAGGCACUCAAGCAGCUGACAGAUGCGGCUGAAACGGAAGCGGUUAUAGCGUUCCAUGCGGAGCUGCCGCUUGAGGAGCAAGUGCAGCAGAAAGAUUCCUCCGAAUCCAGCGAAUCCUCAACCAAAACCUAUGCGAGUUUCCUGAGCACGCGUCCCGCCUCCAUGGAAGUUUCAGCGAUGCAGCUGAUCUGUGAGGUGGCGGUGAAGCAUCCACAGCGUCGCUUCCACGUAAUGAAUCUCAGCUCGGCGGAGACGUUGCCUGUGUUGCAGCAAUGCCAGCAACAUGGGGCACAGCUAACAGCGGAGACGUGUCCACAUUAUCUAUCACUUUGUGCGGAACAGGUGCCCGAUUGUGGCACGGAGUUCAAGACCUGGCCACCGAUCCGUGAGCGCAACAAUCAGGCGGCCUUGUGGCAGGCAUUGUUGUGCCCCAAGGGAUCGUUGCAGCUGAUCGCCAGCGAUCAUUCGGCGGCAACGCCCGGGGCACGUUGUCUGACCUAUGGACGAGGACGUGGCAAUUUCAUGAAUGCCUGGCCGGGCAUCAGUUCGUUGCAACUGAGUCUGCCCAUUGUAUGGACACGUGGCAUGCAACUGCAGCAGCCACUCAGCCUAUCGGAUGUGCAUCGUUUAAUGUGCUGGCAGCCGGCUCAACUCUGCGGCCUCUCCAGCUUCAAGGGACGCAUUGCCGAGGGCUACGAUGCCGAUUUUUGCAUCUGGAGUCCAACUGAAGAGUUCACCGUGUCCGUCGAGGAUUUGCAUGCGGCUAACAAAUCCGCUACACCCUAUGCGGGUCAGCGGCUGUGCGGUGUGGUGCAUGCAACAGUGGUGCGUGGCCUGCAUGUCUAUCAACAGUUCGAGGGAUUCGGCCAGCCGCUGGGCAAGAUUCUCCUGCGCAAGAGCAGCCAUAAGGUGGUCAAGUUUGUUCGGCUGUGAAUUCAAACUUUGUUAAUUAAACAAAUUUGUCAGAUUGAAAUUGGAAUACAGUCUACUUGCUAAAUAUAUACACUUUCCCUCUCUGUCUGUAUACUCGUA